AUGAAAGCUCACCAAUCACGAUCAGAGGCUUGCAGGGUGAGCAUAGAAGCCACCUCGCCUCCUCCACCUCUUCCCACGGACAGAGUCAUACAGCAUGCUAAGCAAGAUCGACAGGACGACCAAGAAGUGUGUCAAAAAGUGGCUUGGCUUGCCACUACGCGCCAACCCGGAAAUUGUCCACCUCCCCUAUAUGCAGGGGGCACAAAUGUCACCCCCUCUAAUCAGCUAGCAGACAUUGCUCAAAUAGCACAUGCAAUGUACCUGCUUAAUGCCAAGGACCCCAACAUCAUGAUCACCAUAGGGACGCUCAACGACAUCGUCAGGAAGCACAUCGGGAGGACCCCCAACCCAGAUGACCUCUGCUGCUACCUUGACGGCUCCAUGGAGGGUGAGUUCGGGCUACCAAGUACUGAUAUCACCUCCAUGUGGACUAGAUUGCGGAUGGCCACUAGACGGCUCAGAAAACGCAUUGACAUCGCCUGGACCGUAGGGCCCGACAACCUGCCUACCAUCACUGCAGGAACCACCAUCAUUCGGGCAAGCGACUGCCAAAGGAUCCAGUGUAGUCUGAUGAAGGAUCUCUUUCUUAAGAGGCUCCUCACAAAACCAGACCAAGGAAAAGCCUAUGGAGUUACCACCACCAGUGCGGCAAGCAACCAUUUCCUAAAUAAUGGUAAGUACACCAGCUUUGCCGACUGGUACUUCAUACAUCGGGCUCACAUGAGUGUUGUGGCCCUCCGCGGUCACAAACGCUAUGGCAAUGACACUAAACAGUGCCGGCACUGUGGGUACACCCAUGAGACACUAGCCCACGUACUGUCAUUGCCCACCCAACCUCCAUCUAGUAACUCGCAGGGAUAA
Messenger RNA from Centruroides sculpturatus (bark scorpion), 861 nucleotides. RefSeq lists its product as uncharacterized. Bases 1 to 861 code for a protein of 286 amino acids. The transcript has 2 exons. Lineage: Eukaryota; Metazoa; Arthropoda; Arachnida; Scorpiones; Buthidae. The record is from RefSeq and is a predicted model, not a curated record.